ACGUCACACCAAUCAUAUAGAAUAAAAAUGUAUGUUGUAUAUAAAAUCUUGAUGUUUGUGUGUGUGCGUAUUUUUAAUUCGCUGGCUAAAAAUUGGACGAAUGAAAAGAAAUAAUAAAUAAUCGGGGAAAAUGUUUUCACGCUUGGAGGAGGCGUCAGACAUUCUUUAUCCUCUCUUAGGUACAUUAUAAAUGAUUGGAAGAAUGAAAAAUGCUGACAGACAUUAUUGCGCUAUUUAAGUGUCAAAUGUUCGCGUGUGCAAGAACUAACCUCAAAUUUAAUGGCAAAAAAUCACUGCCACAAAAAUGCACAUUCGUCAAUUAUUGUUAGUCGUUUGUUUCAAUGUUACAAGUUACUCGUAAUAAUUAGAUUUUUAAAUUUAAGAAAAAAGUAAAAUAAUGUGAGUUUACGUGUUAGUGGUGAAAAAUCAGUUUUGUGGUGUAAAAUAAGAAAACGAGGGUCAAAUUUUUUUUUUUUAUUUUUUGAAUAGAAUAUUAUUUAUUUUCUCAAAUCUUUUGUUUUAAAUUUAUUUAAAAUUAUAAAAAAUUUCCAACAAAGUUACGGCAAAAUGAAAGGCGAAUUUUUUUUUCCAAAAGUCAAUUUUGCGGAAAGUUUUCCAUUUGAUAAUUUAUUCUGCCACCAUUGAGAAGACUGAUAAUUUUUUCUAUUUAUCAUAAAAAUUUAAGACAGAAUAUCAAUACAAUAAUGGACUUGAAUAAUUUGCUAGAAAUAAGGACGACGCUCAAGAAGGAAAAAUUUGAAAAUAAAAAAAAGUCAUAUCCAAUAAAACUUUCAAUGCCAUGUUAAAUUUUUUUUAUUGUAAAAAAAGAAGGAAUUAAUUGACCAGAAAAUGCAGGCAAAAAAACGCUAUUUGCUUCUAUUUGUCACAUGCGCAUUCCUUGGCUAUUGUUACUUUGGUGGUUACAGAUUAAAAAGUGACAAAAAUCAAAGUCAAUUAAAUCAUUUUCCUUACGAUAAACUCCCGUCCUAUAUAACAUUGAACGAAGAGUUCUACGAUAAGGAUUUACGUAUAAAAAAUCAAAAUUUCCUCAUUUCACAAAAUACACGUAAUUGUCGUAUGGAAACGUGUUUCGAUUUUACACGAUGUAAACAAGGUUUCACCGUUUAUGUUUAUCCAAUUGAAGACGCAAUUAGUCCACUUUAUCAAAAAAUACUCAAUGUCAUCACCGAGUCACGCUAUUAUACAAAUGAUCCUGCAAAGGCUUGUUUAUUUGUCCUUGCAUUGGAUACAUUGGACCGUGAUCCAUUGUCAACGGAAUUUGUUCAUAAUUUACCAACAAAACUAUUGCGACUACCACAUUGGAAUAGUGGGAAGAAUCAUUUGAUUUUUAAUCUUUAUUCGGGCACGUGGCCCGAUUAUGCUGAGGAUUCAAUGGCAUUUGAUUUGGGAUAUGCAAUGUUGGCGAAGGCGAGUAUGUCAAUAUCAAAAUUGAGACCUAAUUUUGAUAUAUCAAUACCGCUAUUUCAAAAGCAGCAUUCAGAACGUGGCGGUGAAUCUGGACAGGCUGUUGAAAAUAGUUUUCCAAGUAAUAAAAAAUAUGUUGCUGCAUUUAAGGGGAAGAGAUAUGUUCAUGGCAUUGGAUCGGAAACAAGAAAUUCUCUCUAUCAUCUUCAUAAUGGUAAAGAUUUGGUAUUUGUCACGACUUGUCGGCAUGGAAAAUCGUGGCGUGAAUUGCAGGACGAGCAUUGUCAACAGGAUAAUCAGGAGUAUGAUACAUAUGAUUACGAAAUUCUCUUGAUGAAUGCCACGUUUUGUUUGGUUCCCCGCGGUCGUAGACUGGGGAGCUUUCGAUUCUUGGAAGCAUUAAGGGCUGGAUGUAUUCCAGUUAUCCUCAGUAAUGGAUGGGCACUUCCUUUUCAUGAUCGCAUUGACUGGAAUCAAGCGGUUAUAUUCACCGAUGAGAGGCUCCUUCUUCAAAUUCCGGAUAUAGUGAGAUCUGUUUCAAAUACGAAAAUUCUCAAAUUAAGACAGCAAACACAAUUUCUUUGGGAACGAUAUUUCUCAUCGAUUGAGAAAGUUAUUUUCACUGUUUUUGAGAGUAUACGAGAGAGACUUCCUUGGGAGGGUUCGAGGGAGGGAAUGAUAUGGAACACAAGUCCUGGCGCGUUGGCAAUUCUACCUCAAUUCGCUGACAGUCAACAGGAACUUCCGUUUACGAGUAGUAAUCCGGGAAAUACGUUCACUGCGAUUAUUUACUCGCAGUUAGGAUCGACUGCUGUUCUUUAUCGCUUAUUAAAAAGUCUCGCCAAGUGUAAAUAUUUAGAUAAGAUUAUUUUAAUGUGGAACUCGGACAUUCCAUUGCCGAGGAAACCGCGCUGGCAGGGAAUCAAGGCGACAAUUCUUGUGGUUUCCGCCGAUGGGAUAUCACAUCGAUUUUAUCCUCAUCCACAAAUUAAAACUAGUGCCAUAUUAUCGUUGGAUGAAGACGCAACACUCAAUACCGAUGAAAUUGAUUUUGCCUUCAAUGUUUGGCAAUCGUUUCCGGAAAGAAUUGUUGGUUAUCCGGCGAGAUCUCAUUAUUGGGACGAUUCAAAGAGAUCGUGGGGCUAUACGAGUAAAUGGACGAACGAUUACAGUAUAGUUUUGACUGGAGCUGCUUUUUAUCAUCGUUACUAUAAUACUCUUUACACAGAACUAUUGAGUUCGACUCUACAUAAAACUGUCGAGCAAUCGCAAAAUUGCGAGGAUAUUUUAAUGAAUUUUCUCGUUAGUCACGUCACACGUCGUCCUCCGAUUAAAGUCACACAGCGCAAAUUGUAUAAAGACACAACGGCCGCUGGUAUCAGAUCGCCAUGGAAUGAUCCUGAUCAUUUUAUUCAACGUCAAACUUGUAUGAAUACAUUUGUCGCCGUCUUCGGUUACAUGCCAUUAUUAAGAUCAAAUUUAAGAUUGGAUCCAAUGCUUUUUAAAGAUCCAGUAAGCAAUAUGCGCAAAAAAUAUAGACAAAUUGAAUUAGUUAGUAAUUAGAGAUUUUUUUUUAAAUACUGUAUAGUGGGUACGAAUGGAUGACAUAAUAAUUAGAAUCAAUUUUUUUUGGAUGUGUACAAAUGAACGUGGUCACCGUUUUCUCUAUCUCUCUCUCUCUCUCUCUCUCUCUCUCUCUUUAUUCUUCAUAACUGUCUAUAUAUUUUCUCUUUUUAUAUAUAUAUUUUUUGUACAGUUUUUUAGUGGUGUACUAGUGAAUAUUUUAAAAAAAAAACGGUGACGUGAUGAGGCUACAUUAGAAAGAAUGUUUUUUUAAAUUAUUCAUUACAAUUUAUUGAUGACAUUUAUAUUAUUAUUAUUAUAUAAUUCUAUGAUUAUUAUUAUUGAUUGUUUGCAAUAUAUUUUGGGUAAUUUCGUACACUCAUAAUGUAUAUAUAAUAUAUUAUAUGUAAAUAUAUUUUAUUAACAUAGAA
Molecule: messenger RNA, 3419 nt
Organism: Leptopilina heterotoma
Lineage: Eukaryota; Metazoa; Arthropoda; Insecta; Hymenoptera; Figitidae
Gene: ttv
Product: exostosin-1
Exons: 8
Coding region: 850-2988 (712 amino acids)
Cellular component (GO): membrane
Molecular function (GO): glycosyltransferase activity
Source: RefSeq, a predicted model, not a curated record